Ipomoea triloba (trilobed morning glory) is the source of this 3010-nucleotide messenger RNA. RefSeq names its product glutamate receptor 2.8-like. Gene Ontology annotation, molecular function: glutamate-gated receptor activity. The record is from RefSeq and is a predicted model, not a curated record. Gene Ontology annotation, cellular component: plasma membrane. The transcript is spliced from 5 exons. Lineage: Eukaryota; Viridiplantae; Streptophyta; Magnoliopsida; Solanales; Convolvulaceae. Bases 17 to 2866 code for a protein of 949 amino acids.
UUCAUAGCUUUCACAAAUGGAGCCUCCAAAAUUAAUCCUUCUUCUGUUAAUGCUUGGAACAAUCUUCAUUGCCAUUUCCAUGGCCCCAGUAGGGGGCGAAAAUGCCAGUGCUAUAAAGGUUGAUGUUGGCGUGAUUCUUGACUCCGACCCAGUAUCUGGGAGGAUGAGACAAGCAUGCAUGUCACUAGCACUGUCAGAUUUCUACGCGAAUCGAAAUCACAGUGCCCGGAUUGUUCCUCAUUUCAGAGCCUCCAUCUCUGAUGAUGUUGAUGCAGCAUCUGCAGCCAUAGACCUGCUGAAAAAUGUUGAAGUGCAAGCAAUCUUAGGCCCUCAGGCAUCAACACAAGCAGAUUUCAUAACAGACAUAGGGAAGAAAGUGAAAGUUCCUGUAAUUUCUUCUGCCACAAGUCCUGCUAUUUCACCAUCCCAAAAUCCAUACUUUAUCAGAGUAGCAUACUGCGCUUGCUGGCAGGUUAAGGCGAUUGCAGCGAUUGUUGAGGCCUUUGGUUGGAGGAGAGUGGUAUUUAUCUAUGAAAAUAGCAAUUUUGGCAGUGGAAUUCUCCCCCAUUUGACUGAUGCAAUGGUGGAAAUCAAUGUUUCAGUGCCAUAUCGAAGUGUUGUUUCCCCGUCUGCUGAUCAUGAACAGAUCAUGGUGGAGCUGUUGAAGUUGAAAACAAAGCAGACACGAGUGUUCAUAGUCCAUUUGCAUCCAACUCUUGCUUCUAAGUUUUUGUUGAGGGUAGAGGAAGCUGGAAUGAUGAGCAGUGGAUAUGUGUGGAUAAUCACGGAUGCUUUCACUAGUACUUUGGUUUCCAAGGAUUCUUCAGUUCUUGAUUCUUUGCAGGGGGUUAUAGGUGUGAAACCUUAUGUCCCAAAUUCAGUUGAGCUGAAGAACUUCAUUGGGAGAUGGAAAUCAAAGGCGUUUCGUCAACAAAAUCCAGACAUGGAUGGAGUAGAGCACAAUGUUUUCGGGCUAUGGGCAUAUGAUAGUGUCACAGCAUUAGCCACAGCACUUGAGAAAGUAGGCACUUCUGGUCUGAAACUCAACAGAACAAUUAAUAGUGAGAAUUCGACAGAUUUGGAUGCAAUUGGGACAUCACAAUUUGGGCCUUUGCUACUUGAAUCAUUACGAAACAUCAAACUAAAAGGACUAAGUGGCGAUUUCCACAUAGUUGAGGGAGAACUGCAACCAUCCGCAUUUCAGAUUGUGAAUGUGAUAGGCAAAGAGAAAGGGGUUGGAUUCUGGACAGAAAAGUAUGGGAUUUCCAAGAAUCCAAACCCAAAUCAUACAACUGUGUACUCUGCUAACAAAGAUGAUCUCGGGGCGAUCAUUUGGCCAGGUGACUCUACUGCUGUUCCUAGAGGCUGGGAGAUUCCCACAGACGAAAAGAAGUUAAGGGUUGGAGUUCCUGACAAAGGAGGGCUUGAGCAAUUAGUUAAAGUCACUAUUGAUCCCCAGACUAACACUACAGUGGCAACUGGUUUCUGUGUAGAUGUCUUUGAACAAGUGAUGAAGUCUAUGCCUUAUUAUGUACCAAUUGAAUAUGUACAAAUCAAACAAAGCCAAAACCAUCCAGAUUACGAUGACUUCGUCAAUCAGGUCGUUUUUGGGAAACUUGAUGCAGUAGUUGGCGAUAUCACCAUUUUAUCAAGGCGGUCCAAACUUGUGGAUUUCACAUUAUCAUUCACAGAGCCUGGGGUCAUCACAGUUGUCCCAGUCCAGCAAGAUGACAAGAAGAGUGCUUGGAUUUUCCUGAAACCUAUGAGUAAAGAACUCUGGAUGAUGACUGCAUCAUUCUUUGUCUUCAUUGGCACCGUGAUUUGGGUACUUGAACACCAAGAAAACAACGAGUUCCAAGGUCCACGCCACAAGCAACUCGGGAUGAUCUUCUGGUUCUCCUUCUCUACUCUUGUUUUUGCACAUAGGGAGAAGGUAAUAAGCAACUUAUCGAGAUUCGUGAUCAUAGUUUGGGUGUUUGUGGUGCUGGUUCUGACAUCUAGCUACACGGCUAGCUUAACAUCUAUGUUAACAGUACAACAGUUGCAGCCUACUGUCACUGAUGUUAAAGAUCUGAUCAAGAACGGAGAGUAUGUUGGAUGCCGGGAUGGUUCCUUUGUUGCUGGAAUGUUAAGGAGCAAGUUUGGCAACAUAAAACUUAGGAAUUAUACCACAUUAGAAGAGUUUGAUGAAGCACUUACAAGAGGAAGUAAAAAUGAUGGAGUUGCCGCGAUUGUGGAUGAGCUACCCUAUCUUAGGCUAUUCCUUGGAAAGUAUUGUGGGAAGUACACUAUAGUUGGCCCAACCUACAAGACUGCUGGCUUUGGGUUUACAUUUCCAAAGGGCUCGCCUUUGGUGCCUGAUGUCUCGAGAGAAAUAUUGAGUUUGACAGAGAGUGACACUUUGACGAGAAUUACAGAUAAGUGGUUUGGGAAUGAAACAGAUUGUUCAAAGCAAGAUGCAACCUUGGUUGGUUCUGAUAGCCUUGCACUGGGCAGUUUUAAAGGACUUUUCAUUAUUGCUGGUGUUUCUGCACUAUCUGCUCUCCUCUUAUUCUUCUGCUCCUUCAUGAAUCAGAACAAAUCGAUCUUAACAUCUGACAUUUCAGUCCUGCAAAAGCUUUCUGCAUUGGCAAAAGCUUUCCAUGAAGAAAAGGACUCGUCUAGGGUGUCUCAAAAGCCGAUUGAAGGCAAUGAAGAUUUGGCUUCCUCCCCGGAGGCAAUAUCUGAACUUUAUCCACAAAGUCCUGAGAUCAGCAUUCCAAAUUCUCCAUGGCAAGGCGUUUUCGUUCUGGAUGAGGGAUUUGCUUUAACAGAACUUGGAAGUACAGUUCGCGAUAGCCUUGCCAUAACUAAUGCAGAAAGAUGAUUCUCAGAACUAUAGUUUUGAUUUAAUUGUAUGGAAUCAUUUGUAUACAUAUGUGAUUGAUGUUGACUUACAUAGAUUUGGAAUGUAAAGAAAAAAAGCAAUAAAAGAAAAGGUAUUCAGUACAUGUAUGGCUUGUGGUUUUGA